Molecule: messenger RNA, 7866 nt
Organism: Lampris incognitus (smalleye Pacific opah)
Lineage: Eukaryota; Metazoa; Chordata; Actinopteri; Lampriformes; Lampridae
Product: phospholipid-transporting ATPase ABCA1-like
Exons: 49
Coding region: 1-6744 (2247 amino acids)
Biological process (GO): lipid transport; transmembrane transport
Cellular component (GO): membrane; intracellular membrane-bounded organelle
Molecular function (GO): lipid carrier activity; ATP binding; ATP hydrolysis activity
Source: RefSeq, a predicted model, not a curated record
AUGGGUCUCCUGACGCAGUUCACCCUGCUCCUGUGGAAGAACUUCACUCUUCGGAAGAGACAAAAGGUGCGGCUGGUAAUCGAGGUGUUAUGGCCUCUCUUUCUCUUCUUCAUCCUGGUGUGGGUGCGGUCCACCAAUGAGCCGAUGUACAAAGGCCAAUGUCAUUAUCCAAAUAAAGCCAUGCCUUCGGCUGGUGUGCUGCCUUGGCUCCAAGGCAUGAUGUGUAACAUUGACAACCCUUGUCUGAGCAACCCGACGCUGGGAGAGACACCGGGACAGGUGAACAACUUCAACAACUCCAUAAUUGCUGGGAUAUUAAUUGAGCUGCAGAUUCUGCUGGUGAACAGAUCUAUUCUCACCAAGAUACAGCUGCUGGCAGAUGACGUAGACCAGUGGGCCUCUCUCCUUUCACAAUCCAACCCCGUGAAUAGUCAACCUGUGCCUCUAAGGAGUAUAUUGCACGACAAUGAAUCAUUCUCUGCAUUUCUGAGAGAGAACUUGUCCAUGCCACCUGCGGUUGUCCAAAGUCUGAUGACUGCAAACGUCCACCUCACUCCGAUGAUGGGCGUCCCAAGGCCAGGCACCCUGCGAAGCAUUGUGUGUGAGGGGACAAAUCAACAUGAAUAUAUUCAGUUCAGCAGCCCGGCUGAAAAGAAGGCCUUUCAAAAUGUCACCUGCGCACUCAGUCCACAGCAACUGGCAAACAGCCGGCAAGUUGUACUGCAAAACCUUGAUGCAACAAAAGUGCUCAAUAAGCUUCCUUCAUCUCUGGAUCUGAACCCGGCCGACAUGGCCCAGCUGCUGGGGAAAACCACCGCUCAUGCGGUACUGGUGGUUGAGGAGCUGACAAAACUCCGGGCGUCGAUGCUCUUCAAGUCAGCCAGUGUGUUGGAUUUCCAAGAGGACAUGAUUGGCAGUAUCAAUACGUUGCUCUGUGGGAAGGAAUCUGACUUCAAUUCCACCAACACGACCCUCCAUUUACUGACCUCUAGACAAGUGGAGAACAACAAGUCAGUGUCUGGCGUGAACAACAAUUCCAGCGCCUUCUGCCAGACUCUCAUUGACACCCUGGAGGGCACACCUGGUCUGCGCUUCAUUUGGAGCACCUUCAGGCCUUUACUGCAAGGAAAGGUCCUCUACACACCCGACACAGAUGCUGCUCGACUAAUGGUCAAAGAGGCAAAUAGGACAUUUAGUGCUCUGGCUACAUUGAGAGAGCUUGCUGAGUCUUGGAAUGAGCUCGGGCCACGUGUGUGGGACUUCUUUCAAAAUGGCCGCCAAGUCAAUACUCUUCGGGCGUUGCUGGCAAAUCCACUCUUUGCUGCUGCUCUCAACCAGCGGCUCAAUGGCACAAAAUGGACAGCUGAACUGCUGGCCAACUUCCUCUACAAUGGACCCCCGGAAGACCGCCCGGCGGGGUUACCGCCCUAUGACUGGCGGGACGUGUACAACGCCACAACGCAAGUGCUGGAGCUGCUCUCGAAGUUUCUUGGGUGUUUGGACCUGAAUAAGUUCGAGGCUGCCCCAACAGAGGGACAUCUGGUGAGCAAAGCCUUGCAGCUCCUGAAGAGUGAUAAAUACUGGGCCGGCGUUGUCUUUGAAAACCUCCAGCCAAACGCCAGCCGCCCCCCUCCUUAUGUCAAGUAUAAAAUCCGCAUGGACAUCGAUGAGGUGGAGCGUACCAAUAAGUUGAAAGAGAGGUUGUGGUCCCCCGGGGCACGGGACAACGCCUUCAACGACCUGCGCUAUCUGUGGGGAGGCUUUGCAUAUCUGCAGGACAUGAUUGACCACGGCAUUAUACGAGCGCACACGUCCAAGGCUCAGCCUCUCGGCGUUUUUGCCCAGCAGAUGCCAUACCCUUGCUACGUGGAUGACGCCUUCAUCCAGAGUAUCGGAGGCAUCCUACCCAUGUUCCUGGUGCUUGCCUUCAUGUAUACUGUCUGCAUGACCAUUAAAGGCCUGGUGCUGGAGAAGGAACUCAGGCUGAAGGAAGUCCUGCGUGCCGUCGGUGUUCAGAACAGCGCCCUGUGGUUUGCAUGGUUCACGGAGAACUUGGUUCUGCUCACUGUUCCGUGUGCACUCAUAAGUGUCAUGGUUAAGUAUGGGAAAGUGCUGCAGUAUAGCGACCCCUCUGUAAUCUUCGUCUUCCUGCUGGUGUUUUGCGUGAGCACCAUCACACAGUGCUUCUUCAUCAGCGUCUUCUUUUCCAAGGCCAACCUGGCGGCAGCGUGUGGCGGUCUCAUCUAUUUUGUCCUCUACUUGCCGCAUGUCCUCUGCUACGCCUGGAGGGACGUCAUGGUUUUCGGGGCCAAGGUUGCUGUGAGUUUACUGUCAUGUGUGGCUUUUGGCUACGGCUGUGAGAACUUCUCCAAGUAUGAGGAGCAAGGCAUAGGAAUUCAGUGGUACAACAUUGGCGUGAGUCCAGAAGAAGGAGACCACUACAGCUUCAUCGUGUCCAUCAUUAUGAUGCUCUUUGAUGCCUUUUUGUACUGGCUGCUCACCUGGUACACUGAGAACGUCUUCCCAGGCCAGUACGGGAUCCCCAAGCCAUGGUACUUCCCAUUUACUGCUACUUAUUGGUGUGGGACUGUCUCGGCGACUGACGUUGAUCCCAAUUUCCUUAAAGAUGCCUGUGUAUACAAUGAGUACCUUGAGAGGCCACCACCUGAUCUGAAGGCGGGGGUCUCCGUCAGGAACCUUGUUAAAACCUACAAAACUGGGAAGAAGUUGGCUGUGGAUGGGCUGAGUAUCGACUUCUAUGAAAAUCAGAUCACAUCAUUUUUGGGCCAUAAUGGAGCUGGAAAAACAACCACCAUGUCAAUUCUGACAGGACUCUUCCCACCUACAUCAGGAACCGCCCUAAUAAAUGGAUGUGACAUCCACACUGAAAUGGAGAACAUUCGGAAGCAUCUGGGAAUGUGCCCACAACACAAUGUCUUAUUUAAUGAGCUGACAGUGGAGGAGCACAUCUACUUCUACGCCAGGCUGAAGGGAUGUAGCUGUGACCAGUUGAAAAUUGAGAUGGAGCAGAUGAUUAAGGAUGUUGGUCUUCCACAUAAAAGGAAGGACCUUGCCAAAAACCUGUCAGGGGGAAUGCAGAGGAAGCUGUCAGUGGCCAUUGCGUUUGUAGGUGGCUCCAAAAUCGUCAUCUUGGAUGAACCCACAGCGGGGGUUGACCCUUACGCCCGCAGGGGUAUCUGGGAGCUGCUUCUAAAGUACAAACCAGGCCGCACAAUCAUCCUCUCCACACACCACAUGGAUGAGGCAGACAUCUUAGGUGACCGCAUUGCCAUUAUCUCCAGCGGGAAGCUGCGCUGCUGUGGUACUUCCUUGUUCCUGAAGAAGUGUUUUGGCAGUGGCUACUACCUCACUCUGGUCAGAGGCGGCGAGCAAAAGAUGUCCGUGCAACGCGGCGGCUUUCCGCAGAGUCAGCCUAAAGAGGAAGAGGACAAUUCAUCAAGGAGCUGCCGCCCAGAUGAUGGUAUUGGCAGCCAAAACUGGAGUAGCCCUGACCCUUCAGGUAUGACGGCGCUUGGUAACCUGGUGCGACGACACAUUCCUGAGGCGAUGUUUCUGGAGAGCAUAGGCCAGGAGAUCACAUACAUACUGCCCUACGGCGGGGCCAAAGACGGGACCUUCGCUUCACUCUUCAAAGAGCUGGACAUCGAGAUGGCCGACCUUGGUCUCACCAGCUAUGGAAUCUCUGACACCACACUGGAGGAGAUAUUUCUAAAAGUGGCAGAGGACACCGGAGUGGAUGUAGAAGUGGCAGGGACAAGCGAGCCGUCGGCGAGGGGCUGGAAAAGAAGCUCCCGCGAAUCCAAGCGGAAUGGCAUUGCCAGUGUCCGGACAGAUUCAGAACAAGCCCUUGGGACCAGUGCGAUAAAGGGGAAGUUCACAAGAAAAGUGGAAGAUUCAAAGAGGCUCGCCAGCGUGGGCGGGCGGGGAUCCACAGUGAUCACCGGACAAGAGCUGAUCGGGAGGCAGUUCUCGGCGCUGCUCAUCAAGCGCUUCCACCACGCUCGGAGGAGCCGCAAGGGACUCAUUGCCCAGGUGGUCUUGCCUGCCGUCUUCGUGUGCCUGUCUCUCAUCUUCUCGCUCAUUGUCCCACCGUUCUCCGAGUAUCCGAGUCUUGAGCUGCAACCUUGGAUGUACGGCGUUCCCCAGACCACCUUCUACAGCAAUGACAGGCCAGAUAAUGCGGAGGUGUCUCGCGUGGUGGAAUCCCUGGUGAACAAGCCUGGCUUUGGAACUCGCUGCAUGACCGGAGACCCCAUACCGAAACUUCCGUGUGCCUCCAGCGCAUCUGAUUGGUUAACUCCGUCAGUAGACUCAUCAGUCAGCGACAUCUUCCUCAAUGGGAACUGGAGCAUGUCCAACCCUUCCCCUGCUUGUCAGUGCAGUACACCUAAACGAACAAUCAUGCUACCUGACUGUCCACCUGGAGCUGGAGGUCUUCCUCCUCGUCAGAGGAUCCAGAAGACAACAGACACACUGCUUGAUCUAACUGGACGAAACAUGACAGAUUUCUUAGUCAAGACCUAUGAACACUUGGGCAAAACCAGGUAUGGAGGGAUCUCUGUUGGCGGGGAGAAUUCCCAAGUCCGUCUGACGAAGGCAGAUAUCGAUGCUUUAUUCGUGGAUCUAAGGAGCUUAUUCACCUCAUCCCAGGAUAAUGUGACCGAUCAGAUUCUGAGGAACUCUGAGACCCUGCUGAAGGAGCUGGGCACCAAGGAGAACGUAAAGGUGUGGUUCUACAACCAGGCAUGGCAUGCAGUCCUGUCCUUCCUCAGUGUGGCUAAUAACGCUGUUCUGAGGGGCAACCUGCCGGCAGGCCAGGAUCCCCGCCAGUAUGGCAUCUCCGUCUCCAGCCAUCCACUCAACCUCACCAAGGAGCAGCUGUCAUAUAUGGCCCUGGCCACAACCUCUACAGACUUGGUGGUGUCCAUCUGUGUUAUUUUUGCCAUGUCCUUCAUCCCCGCCAGUUUCGUCCUCUUCCUCAUCCAGGAGCGAGUUAACAAAGCCAAGCAUCUGCAGUUUGUCAGCGGUGUCAAUCCAGCUGUCUACUGGGUGGCCAACUUUGCUUGGGACAUGUGUAACUACAUCGUCCCGUGUUUGAUUGUGAUCGUGAUCUUCCUCUGCUUCCAACAAAAAGCCUACGUCUCCCCUCCGAACCUGCCGGCUUUGGUUCUGCUGCUUGUGAUGUACGGGUGGUCCAUCACUCCGAUGAUGUAUCCUGCCUCCUUCAUCUUCAGCGUGCCCAGCACAGCCUACGUGGUGCUGACCUGCAUCAACCUCUUCAUCGGCAUUAACGGCAGCGUGGCCACCUUUGUCAUGGAGCUCUUCGACGAUGACAAUGUCUCUCACAUCAACGACAUAGUGAAGCAAGUGCUUCUGAUCUUCCCACACUUCUGUCUCGGCAGAGGCCUCAUUGACAUGGCUAAGAAUCAGGCGAUGGCCACCUUGUUCACCGUCUUUGGGGAAAACCGUUUUAAGGACCCCCUGAGCUGGGAGAUGGUGGGGAAGAACCUAUGUGCCAUGUCCAUCCAGGGUGCUGUGAUGUUUGCCAUCACACUUCUCAUUCAGUAUAAAUGCUGCUGCAAACCCAGGCUCAUGGUGAGGAACCCGUUCCCUGGGGAGAAAGAGGAUGUCGAUGUAGCUCAGGAACGUGAAAGAGUCCACCAAGGCGGGGAUCAGGGGGACCUCCUGAGGAUCUGUGAUCUGACAAAGGUGUACCCUGGGAAAAAGACCCCUGCUGUUGACAGGAUAUGUGUGGGCAUACCUGCUGCAGAGUGUUUUGGUUUGCUGGGAAUCAAUGGAGCUGGGAAAACCACCACCUUCAAGAUGCUGACGGGAGACAUCCCAGUCUCGGGUGGUGAGGCCUUCCUAAAUGGAUACAGCAUCCGAUCAGAGAUGAGAGAUGUGCAUCAGAACAUGGGCUACUGCCCCCAGUUUGACGCCCUUGACGACCUUCUGACUGGACGAGAGCACCUGCAGUUCUACGCCAGGUUACGAGGGGUUCCAGAAAAGGAGGUGGCCACGGUGGCUGAAUGGGGGAUCCAGAAACUGGGACUGGUCAAAUACUCCAACAAAUCGGCAGGCAUUUACAGCGGCGGGAACAAACGGAAACUGUCUACAGCGAUCGCCCUGAUUGGAUGUCCACCUGUAGUCUUCUUGGAUGAGCCAACCACGGGCAUGGACCCCAAAGCAAGGCGCUUCCUCUGGGACUGCAUCCUGAGUGUCAUCAAAGAGGGACGCUCUGUCAUCCUCACAUCACACAGUAUGGAGGAGUGUGAGGCGCUGUGCACGCGAAUGGCCAUCAUGGUGAAUGGACACUUCAAAUGCCUCGGGAGCAUCCAGCACCUUAAGAGCAGAUUCGGCGAAGGCUACACAGUUGUUGUGAGGGUUGGAGGGUCUCCUCCCGUCUUGACGCCAGUCGAAGAGUUUGUCCAGGAAAACUUCCCCGGCAGCAUCCUGAAGGAGAAGCAUCAUAACACACUGCAGUAUCAGCUCCCGUGCACGGAGGGCGCGUUGGCGAACAUCUUCAGCCACUUCACCAGCCAACAGCAGAGGCUCUGCAUUGAGGACUACUCUGUGUCCCAGACCACUCUGGAUCAAGUCUUCGUCAACUUUGCAAGACAGCAGCAUGAUGAGGAAGAGUCUAAGUCCCAUGAAAACCCAGUGGACACCUCAGAUGAGCUGCCGAUGCAUCUUGUGACAUCGCAGGCGGUGGAGAAGGUUUAAGUGGCGGACGGCCUUCCUUCAGAGCCCCACAACGCUAAGCGUACCUCAGGCUUUAUUCUAUAGAUUUUUUUGUGUGGUCUGUAGUACAUUUGCCUUUGGUCAUAAAGAUUCAAGGGUAAGUUCCACAAAUUCACAAGAAAAGCAUACUCAGAUAUCAUGCAUUUUAACUUCUAAUGUUUACGUAAAUCUAAGCCAUAUUACAUAUCGAGCAGAAAAAAUAUCAGUGAACUUGUCCUUGAUCUCAAAAUUGUAUAAAAAUCUCUUCUAUGUCAAUGCCAAAACAUAAAGCAAUGAAUUUAGCUGUCACAUCUUUUCAUUAGGCCUCUUUUGACUGACAUUAUAUAAUGUGGAUGUGUACUAUUGACAACAUUAUAUAAGCUAAGUUGAACUUUUCAAGACAAACUCAGGUUGUUGCUCAACAACGUGCCUUACGUGUAAUCCAUCCAUCCAUUAUCCAAGCCGCUUAUCCUAAUCAGGGUCACAGAAUGCUGGAGCCUGUCCCAGCAGUCACUGGGAGGCAGGUGGAGAGACACCCUGGACAGGCCGCCAGUCCAUCACAGAGCCGACACAUACACACCAAGGGACAAUUUAGUAUGUCCGAGUCACCUGACCUACAUGUCUUUGGACUGUGGGAGGAAACCGGAGCACCCGGAGGAAACCCACACAGACACAGGGAGAACAUGCAAACUCUACACAGAGGACGAUCCGGGACGACCCCGGGGUUUGAACCCAGGACCUUCUUGCUGUGAGGCAACAGCGCUAACCACUGCACCACCGUGCCGCCCGUUACAUGUAACACAAAGACAAACAUGUCAGCGCUAUUUUAUACUCAGGUACAUACUGCUGAUGUCUGAUUGCAUGCAUAUUCAUGACAAUGUCUCAGUCAGGACUGUUUACUUAAAGAGAUGCAGGUAAUUCAUCAACAAUGAAAUCAAAAGCUCUUUUUGUCAUAUCAGUUAGAUUACGUAGUACCGUCGUAACGCAAAUAAUGCCUCGAUUAGGUCCUCAAAGGCUUUACGGUUUACUUUGAGCUUGAUAUCAUUUGUAUGCUGCACAAUGUCCCCACGUUACUACCUUAUUCUUUGCAGAGAAUAAUGAAUCCUAUUUGUACUGAAUAUUGCU